Molecule: messenger RNA, 1304 nt
Organism: Numida meleagris (helmeted guineafowl)
Lineage: Eukaryota; Metazoa; Chordata; Aves; Galliformes; Numididae
Gene: ACKR5
Product: G protein-coupled receptor 182
Exons: 2
Coding region: 83-1177 (364 amino acids)
Biological process (GO): G protein-coupled receptor signaling pathway
Cellular component (GO): membrane
Molecular function (GO): G protein-coupled receptor activity
Source: RefSeq, a predicted model, not a curated record
AGCCUGGAGCGCAGCCCCGCAAGCCCAGAGCAGCUCCCGCCGCCGCCCCGCGAGGAUCGCUCCGCGCACCCCCGCUCCCAGCAUGGCCGAGGCGACGGCAGCCCCCGGCGAGACGCCCACCGUGCCCGGCGAGUACGGCGAGUACCACAACCUGUCGGAGCUGUUCCACCUCCUCAACUACACCUACACGGCCUGCGAGUUCAACCUGGACGAGAACGCCAAGCGCGUGGCCGUCUUCGUGCUCUACCUGGCCAUCUUCGUGGUGGGGCUGGUGGAGAACCUCCUCGUGGUCUGGGUGAACUGGCAGACGCGCGGCGGCCGGAGCCUGGUGAACGUCUACGCCCUGCACAUGGCCAUCGCCGAUCUCGGCGUGCUGCUCUCGCUGCCCGUCUGGAUGCUGGAGGUGAUGCUGGACUACACCUGGCUCUGGGGCAGCUUCCUCUGCCGCUUCACGCACUACUUCUACUUCGCCAACAUGUACGCCAGCAUCUUCCUCCUCACCUGCCUGAGCGUGGACCGCUACGUGUCGCUGCGCGGCUCCUCGCCCUUCUGGCACCGGCACCAGCACCGCGGGCGCCGCGUCGUCUGCGCCUGCGUCUGGGUGCUGGCGGCGGCCAUCCCCUUCGUGGAGGUGUCCCACAUGCAGCUGGUGAACACCGGGGACCCCGUCUGCAUCUUCAUGGCCCCCUUCGAGACCUACGACGAGUGGGCGCUGGCGGUCAGCUUGGCCACCACCGCCGUGGGCUUCCUCAUCCCGUUCCCCAUCAUCGCCGUGUUCAACGUGCUGACGGCGCGGCUCGUCCGCCGCUCCAAGCCGGAGGCCGGGAGGCACCGCCUGCUCAUCUACGCCUACAUCGCCGCCUUCCUGCUCAGCUGGCUGCCUUUCCACGUCCUGCUCACGCUCCUCACCCUCGACGGCACCCACAUCAUCCUGCACUGCUCCUUCGCCCACUUCCUCUACUUCUUCUACGACGUCAUCGACUGCCUCACGCUGCUGCACUGCGUCCUCAACCCCAUCCUCUACAACUUCCUCAGCAAGGGCUUCCGCAGCCGGCUCAUCUCGGCCGUGGUCAGGUACGUCCCCAAGGACGCGGGCGCGCAGAAGGGCGCAGAGGGCUCCUCCUCCUCCACGCAGCACUCCGUCGUCAUCGCCAAGGACGGCGGUGCGCCCAGCUAAAGGGGAGCGGGGUGCCCACCCGAGGCGGGCACGGGGCCGGGCAGCUCCCCCAGGGCACCGCCAUCGAGCGGGCGCUUCGCUUUCCGCUCAUCCGCCCGCCGCGCUCUGAAGUCGAGGGCUGCGCAGC